Molecule: messenger RNA, 771 nt
Organism: Mytilus trossulus (common blue mussel)
Lineage: Eukaryota; Metazoa; Mollusca; Bivalvia; Mytilida; Mytilidae
Exons: 10
Coding region: 1-771 (256 amino acids)
Source: RefSeq, a predicted model, not a curated record
AUGGCCUAUGCUCCCCUGAGAAGCCAAGGGCCUAAGCAAUCAAGAUUACAUGCCUUUAGCCUUGUAAUAGAUAAAAUUAAGCCAGUGCGUGCAACACUCCUAUGUAAAACUUUAUCUAACAGUAAUACACGUAUAUUGAGAUAUUGGAAAAUGUGGAUUUUCUUAGGAAUAAUUCAGUUCUCUUUUGCUUUACUGGUUAAUGCAGGCAGUAAAGGAGCAGGAGGAGGCCAUGCAGAACAUAACGUUUUGUGUUUGACUUCGCACUGUGCUCAUGAUGAAGUUUGCAGAUUGCACAACACAAAUGGACAGCUCAAUGGUCAAUGCAUUUCAAAACAUAAUGAACCAUAUAAACAGGCGGAUCGUGAUGGAUGUCCACAACUUUUAGGCGUGGGUUAUGAGUGUUUCUGCAAUAAUUAUUACUGUGUGCAACAGACGCAAGCAGCAACUGGUCAGCAUGCUAUUACUUCAAACAAUCAAAAUGACCUGGUGUGUGGUGAUCACGUGUGUCAUGGACAUCAGUAUUGUAUUGUUGAAGAGGAGAAAUUCGACAAAUUGCAUCUGAAAUGUGCAGAUGUACAUAACACACAGCAUUGUCUGCCGAAUCUGUUGAGCCUUGGAUCGUCGUGCUUUUGUGACACUAGGACUUGUGUAGACCAUACUCUUAUCUCCAUUUUUGCAGGACAUCAAGUUGCAGGCCUUAUUUGUCAGGAUCACGAUUCUCACGCUUGCCAUGCAAACCAGACUGAUACUAAUACAAUUUCUGCUGGAUGA